Molecule: messenger RNA, 789 nt
Organism: Linum tenue
Lineage: Eukaryota; Viridiplantae; Streptophyta; Magnoliopsida; Malpighiales; Linaceae
Source: the annotation of a GenBank genome assembly
AUGAAAGGCAAGCCCGCCAACAACAAGCCCGGUGCCCCUCGACGAUCUGAUCUCGAUCAGCACAAAAACGACAGAGAUGUCAUGAAUGGGAGCUUUCGGCAGAGCUGGAAAAGGAGCAGCCUCGGCCAGCUCCCGGGAUCUGUCGCAGUGCGUUUGAGCAAAUCAUUGUCUUUCGAGGACUCAAGGAGGAGUAGCUAUGGUUGCAGCAUUGACUCCAAUGCGUUGCAGUUCAACGGCGGGGGAUGGGUGAGUGGUGGGAGUGACUCGGUGGCGAAUGUUUGCUUCUGUAGGAGGAUUGUGAAGCUAUGCGACGUGAUUGUGGUGGCAAUGGGGUACAGGUUGGCACCAGAUAAUAAGUAUCCUGCGGCUUUUGAGGAUGGUAACAUAACAACACAUUCUGAGAUCAAGCUGGCAAACUCGUACUUGUAUGACAAGUCAAUGUGCUUGUUCACCUGGAAGCUCUUCCUCCCGGAGGAAGAGUUCAGCCUCGAUCACCCGGCUUCCAACCCUCUCGUCCCGGGCACGGGUGGCCCACCAUUGAAGCUCUUGAGGCCCACCUUCACGGUGGUGGCAGAACAAGAUUGGAUGAGGGAUAGGGCCAUCACUUACUCCGAGGAAUUGGGGAAAGUGAAUGUCGAUGCUCCUGUUCUGGAGUACAAGGAUGCAGUUCACGAGUUUGCUACCCUCGACAUGCUGCUGAAGAUGCCUCAGACUAAGGCAUGUGCGGAGGAUGUUGCGAUCUGGGUGAAAAAGUUUAGUUUGUUUCGAUGUCACAGUUUCUCGUAUUAG